AGCUACGAAGGGUAUUAAAGGCGGGAAUGAAGCCAAUUCAUCAUUUUCCUGAAUACCGACAGGUGAAUCAAGAUGAUUGUCUUGCUGGUAACUUGCCUUGCUGCUCUUCUGAGUCAUUCCGUCCACGGCGCGAGCUCUUCAGUGGAUUGGUGCUAUCACAAGCCAACAUGCAAUUUUACCACCUGGCCCAAAAUUGCUGCACAAUUCUGUAAUGGAUUCAAGCAAUCUCCCAUCAAUAUUGUGACUGCAAGUGUUCAGAAAAAUUCUAAGCUGACUUCAUUUAACUUCACUGGUUUUGAUGACAACUCCACCUUCACUUCAAUCGCAAACUCAGGCGACUCUGUGGUGGUCAACCUGGAUGAUGAUAAAAUGACUGUGCAAGGAGGUGAUCUUCCAGGUGUGUACAACACUAAACAGUUCCAUCUCCACUGGGGUAACGGCAGCUCCUCGCCUGGCUCCGAACACACUGUGGAUGGCAAACAAUACCUAAUGGAGCUGCACAUUGUGAAUGUCCAUUCAAAAUACAACGGGAGUGUGUCAGCUGCUCUAGCUGCUAAUGACAGCACAGGAUUGGCUGUUCUUGGGUUCUUCAUUGAGGGAACCAGUGAACAAAGCAAACCAAAAAGUUGGGAUACACUAACCUCCUUUUUGACAAGCAUACCUAAUUCAGGUAAUGCAACCACAGACAUCAUGAAUAAUAUCACACUGAACAGUCUGCUUGAAGGGGUGGACAUGACCAAAUAUUACCGUUACCAAGGCUCCCUAACCACACCUAACUGCAACGAAGUUGUGAUUUGGACUGUUUUUAAGCAGCCCAUCAAAGUCAGUCAGAACUUGAUCAACCGCUUCAGCACAACUACCCAUUUCAAAGAUGCAAGCACUUCAGUUCUGGCGACCAACAACUUCAGAGGAGUUCAGCCCUUGAAUGGCAGAGUUGUGACAUCACAGGUGGCAACACCUUCAUCAGCGACCACGUCCACUUCAUCUAUUAUCACAGUACUUCUCUUGUCGACGUUGUGUUGGCUGUACAUUUGAAAAAGAACAUUUGUGCACAUUUAUAAGCUAUAUUAGUGUGUUUAAUUUAAAUGAUUUCUCUUGUACAUUCAUUUUUGUCAUUAGUGUAUCUUAUCUUGAUGAUGCUUAGCUGUUCUUAUUGUAUUUUUAAAUGCACAAUUUCCUAUCUGUGACAAUAACAUGAGGCCUAGUGUUAGAAUAUCAGUUAUUUUUAUCCAAAACACUUAGUUUAAAACAGUUGAAAUCAUAUACCCCCGGUUUCACAGACAAGGCUUAAGCUAGUCCUAGAUUAUGAACUGAAAGUAACUUGCUCUGACAUAUCUUAAAAUAUGUCAGUGCCAUUGUUUUGUCUCAAGAUGCACACCAGUAAUGUUUUUUUCUAGGGCACGUUUAUAAAAGGUACUUAAAUGCCCUAACUGAACCUAAUCCUGGUGUAAUCUAAGCUCUGUCUGUGAAGCCGGGCCUAUAAACUGCUAAUGUUUUAUAUUAAGCUUAAAAUAUGGUAUCUGUAAUUAUAUUCAACAUUAGAUGACUCUGUAGUAUUUAUGAAGAUUUAUGUUUUAAAUGUCUAAAGCAUGACAGCAAUGACGGACCUCAGUUAUUAAAAUAAAAACAAUAAAUGCUUGCUGUUCAAUAACAAAA
Ctenopharyngodon idella (grass carp) is the source of this 1656-nucleotide messenger RNA. Its product is annotated as carbonic anhydrase 4-like. The transcript has 9 exons. The record is from RefSeq and is a predicted model, not a curated record. Gene Ontology annotation, molecular function: zinc ion binding; carbonate dehydratase activity. Gene Ontology annotation, cellular component: plasma membrane. Bases 73 to 1035 code for a protein of 320 amino acids. NCBI's taxonomy places the organism in Eukaryota, Metazoa, Chordata, Actinopteri, Cypriniformes, Xenocyprididae.